Messenger RNA from Adineta steineri, 297 nucleotides. The record is from the annotation of a GenBank genome assembly. Lineage: Eukaryota; Metazoa; Rotifera; Eurotatoria; Adinetida; Adinetidae.
AUGAAAGAUUAUCUUGUAUGGCUCGUGCAUAAUUAUUUCUAUGGCGAUGUUGCUGUUUUUUCUAUUUGUACAACAUUAGUUUCAUUAUCAUUUUGUAUUGCCACUUUUUCAUCUGAUAUGCCAUUACUGAAAUUAUUUGAUUUUCCAGUUUCUUUUGCCAAUAUUUUCGUUGUUGAAGUUAAUACAGAUGUUUCAUUUGGUUUUCUUAUUGAUACUUCUUCGUUAGUUGUCUCCGGUUUCUCUAAUGAAGAAUUAGUCUCAUCAAUAACCGAUGUUUUUGUUUUUUCAGAUGAUUGA